CCCAAUACAGCGGCUCAGGCUCUGCUCCUGGGAGUGUGCACUCCGACUGCUCCAGGAAACCCCAGCACUUCCCUCUGCUCUCCUCCUACCUGAUAGACAGCAUCUUGGGGCGAAAUGGCCCAUCCGUUCGACGAGAAGAUGUCCCCCCAUCUCCUCCCAGAACCAGAAAGCAACUGGAGACCGAAAUGGUGAUGGAUAUCCAGGAGUCCGGGAGGGAAUCGUUUCGAGAGGAUGCGACGGUUGAAGCUGAGGAUCGGUUCACAGAAAGAGCGACUCGCGGAAUGGACGCGCGGCGCCACUCCGACCCGAGUCCUCCUCGGGUCAGGGACCGGUCUCAGAAGCCUUCCACCGACCCGGCGGUGACGGGACGCAGCCGAAGACCGGGCGAGAGCGAGAGGGCCCGGGAGGCGCUGGGAGACGCUCCCGCGCCCUUGGAGAGGGCCGAGUCGGACGACGACGACGACGGCGGCGUCGGCGCGCACCCGGAGCCCAGAGGGAGCGACGCCCGGUGUCGGGACGGGGCGGUUGACCGCUUCGCAGCCGUUCGGGACCGGGAGGAGGGUCCGUCCAAACGAAAGCAGCGGCGCUACCGAACCACUUUCACCAACUUCCAGUUGGAGGAACUGGAGAGGUCCUUCAGGAAGACCCACUACCCGGACGUGUUCACGAGAGAAGAUUUGGCCAUGCGCCUCGAUUUAACAGAAGCCAGAGUACAGGUUUGGUUUCAAAACCGUCGGGCGAAGUGGAGAAAGCGUGAAAAGGCAGGAAACCUGAGUCAUCCCCACGGCUUGUCCUUGGCCAGCCCACUGGGGCUGUAUCUGGAUGUGCCUUUGAGUCAUUCGUCUGGUCUGGAGCCCACCUGGCGAUCAGCUGCUCUCCCUGCACUGAAUGCACCCACAGCUGCUCUCAGCCCAGCAGCCCAACUGGGCAUCAGCACCUUCAUAGGGGCCACCUUCUUCAGAAACCCACUCCUCAGCCCGCACUUUGGAAGAUUCUUCGCAGCUAUGAAUCCACUAAUGGCAACGUCUGUAGUUGUUAAACCCCCAGUUCCUCCUCUGGACCCUGUGGCCUUCACUGCUCUCCCCGAGCCAUCUGCUACAGACAGGAAAACAUCCAGUAUUGCUGCCCUGAGACUCAAAGCGAAAGAACAUGCAGCACAAAGCCCACAGAUCGGUAUCAGCUCUAACCUAGGCAAUGCCAGCAAGGAGAUCUGCUAAACUAGUCAACUGAUUGCAAAUAACUAUUAUCAAUGGUCACACAUGCUUUUACUGCUCGGUCCCAAUAUCAGAGGGUUGAUGGAGGGAAAUCAAGACACCAUGAAACUCAAAAAUCAGUUUGAACCUGAAUACAUUUUGAAAGUUUUAUUUGUGACCAUGAUGUUUUGUUUCAUAAAUUGAGUUUAAAUCUUACAGUAAA
This is a messenger RNA of Callorhinchus milii (elephant shark), 1416 nucleotides long. RefSeq names its product aristaless-related homeobox protein-like. Bases 186 to 1217 code for a protein of 343 amino acids. Gene Ontology annotation, molecular function: DNA-binding transcription factor activity, RNA polymerase II-specific; RNA polymerase II transcription regulatory region sequence-specific DNA binding. The transcript is spliced from 5 exons. The record is from RefSeq and is a predicted model, not a curated record. Gene Ontology annotation, biological process: regulation of transcription by RNA polymerase II. Lineage: Eukaryota; Metazoa; Chordata; Chondrichthyes; Chimaeriformes; Callorhinchidae.